AUGUCUCAUAGUCCCACCGAAGUCAACGCUGCCACUGCCCUAGCCGACAUGUUAACAAACAACAGCCCACUAUCCUCUAGUUAUUCUGCUGUUAGUCGCGUAUCCGUGGGUAUAGAUGAUGGAUUCACGUUGCCGCCUCUUGUCGAGAUCCAUCCUUCAGCUUAUCUUCAAGCCCACACCGGCGCUAUCUUAGACGUGGAUGCAAGCACUAACAAGGGUCUGGGAUUUGUACCCCUGUUCAAUGCCGCGCCGGCCACGCCGGUGUCGUUAUCAAGUGAUCAGGAGAAGACGAGCUCAGCCCUUCUGACUCCGACGAAGACUCUCAUUUACAAACCCUAG
Messenger RNA from Puccinia graminis f. sp. tritici CRL 75-36-700-3, 339 nucleotides. RefSeq lists its product as uncharacterized. The record is from RefSeq and is a predicted model, not a curated record. The coding region runs from base 1 to 339 and encodes 112 amino acids. The transcript has a single exon. NCBI's taxonomy places the organism in Eukaryota, Fungi, Basidiomycota, Pucciniomycetes, Pucciniales, Pucciniaceae.